Messenger RNA from Ectocarpus siliculosus, 3158 nucleotides. The record is from the annotation of a GenBank genome assembly. Lineage: Eukaryota; Phaeophyceae; Ectocarpales; Ectocarpaceae.
AUGACAAGGCAGCAGGCACCAAGGCCCGGCAGGGCCAUCGUGCUGCUGUCUGUCGCGGGGCUGGGCGGGCUUUGCGCCUCCUCCGUUGCCCCCGCUUCCGAUGGCAGCGGGAUCGCGAGCCAUGGGUCCGGCGGGGGGGCAAACGACGCGGUGCGCAGGCAGGACACUUGGAGCCAGGAACGCGCACUCCACAGCAGCAGGGGCUCGCGGAGGCGGCCGCGCCCGGCACCCGUCCAGACGGGUGAUGCCCAGCAGCAAAGGGCGGAGGAAUCCGAGGUUAGGCUCGGCAGCGGCCUGGGCAGGAAGGGAAUGUUCAAUUCGUUCUCCCUGGGAGAGCAUGAGCCGUCGUCGUACUACAACACGAGCCCUAUUCCUGGAGGGGGGGUGCAACUCCAGCAGCAGCAACAGGACAGUAACGCCUUGACCGGCGGCGCCGCUGCUGGCUACAACCCGACUUGCUACAACGACGAGAGCAGCGGUAGUCGCGAGUUCUUCAAUGAUGACAACAGCGAGGAGCCGCUCGAAGAACAGCAACAACAACACCAGCAGGCACCAUACUACGGCAGCAUGGCCCCUGCCGCCAGCGGUGGCGGACGCGCCAGCCACUACUACCCCGGCCGCGGGCGAAACGCCGCCGAAAACCUGGCCGCCCAGCAGUUCCAAGGCUACAGCGCCGGGCGCUCCUCCUCCUCCUCCUACCGACACGAGCCGUUUUUCUUCAACGGCGAGAACCCGUACAGCGGCAGCGGCAGCAGCAGCAGCAGCAGCCGCAGCAACGGAAACCGCCGCCGCCGGGCGCGCGGGGGCGGGGUGGUGGCGGCGUCUGCCUUCCCGGCCAUCUCCCCGGCGCUUGCCGCCACCGCCGCCGCCGCCGCCGCCGCAGCGGCUUACUUCGUCGCAGGGGGAAUCUGCGCGGCGAUCUCGCACACCGCCGCCGUGCCCCUAGACGUCAUCAAGACCAGGAUACAGUGCGCACCGCCGGGGGUCGAGUACCGGGGGACCUGGGACGCCCUGGUUAGAAUCAUCAGGUCGGAGGGCGCCCGUGUCCUCUUCUGCGGCGCCGGCGCGACGCUCGUCGGGUACGCCUUGCAGGGGUCGCUCAAGUUUGGGUUCUUCGAGUUCCUGAAGCCCGUCUUCAGCGGGCUCUUCGCGCGAGGUAGCCGCGGCGCCGCCGCCGCCGUCGGAGCAGUCACGGCGCCCCCCGUCCUGGGUACCCUCAUCGCCGCCUCCGUCACCGCCGAGAUCGUGGGGUCCUCCGCGCUGACCCCUCUCGAGGCGGCGAGGAUCAGGAUGGUCGCGGACGCGGACUACGCCCCGGGACUCCGGUCCGGGAUCGCGCGCAUGGUGUCGGAGGAAGGGGUGGCGGCGCUGACGCGUGGGCUGCCGGCGGUUUUGGCCAAGCAGAUCCCCUACACGGUGACCAAGCUCGUGACGUUCGACUACCUGGUCCGAACGGUGGCUUCCCUGGUUUCGAGGAACAGUAGUGGCGGGGGGAAGAAAGGGUUUGGUACUGGGGUAGGGGGCACCGUAGCGUGCGCGGUGAUCGCCGGGGUGUUGUCCUCGCUGGCGUCGCAACCCGGGGAUUCGCUCCUGUCCGCCCUUAACAGCGAGGGGCGGAACGCGGAGGUCGAAGGCGGCGGCAUGAACACGGUCGCGGGGUUUGACGAGGUGAUGAUGAGCGACGUGAACAGCGAAGACGGCAGCGGCAGCAUGAGUGAUAGCGGCGGCAGCGGUAGCGGCAGCGAGGAGCAGCAGAACGGAGGAGGCGCGUACUACCAGUACUCCGCUGACGCGCCCGUUUAUUUCGAGGGUAGCGAUGCACCAACAGGUCAGCUGGAGCAGCAGCAGCAGCAGCAGCAGCAGGUAGAGCCUGUGAUCCUCGCCAUGGCGAGGAUUGCGAGAGAGGCCGGUUUCUCCGGACUGUUCCGAGGAACGGGGGCGAGAAUGAUGCACGUGACUUCAAUCGUCACCGUCCAGCUCCUCAUCUACCAGUCCAUCAAGAACAUGGUCGGCAUUGCCUCCUGAAGAAGGCAUAGAGUUAGCGUGUACUACUGAUAAUGUGGAAGUGCCUGUUUCCGAGCAGGGUAACUGGGAGCGGAUUAUUAUUGUAGUAGUGUGAAGUUUGAGAUUGGAAACGGGGGUCUGGAAGAAGACCUGGGGAUGGUGCUGACUCGCGUGACGGCGAAAGUAGUAGAUCCUUGUUUAAUGAAAAGGUGGAGUUAGAGAUGGUUGUGGAGACUGUCGAAGCGGGGAAGAAUGAUUCUGCGGGGAGGGACGAGGCGUAGGCUCACGAUGACGCCGCUCCUCGACGUUGUUGUUGCCUACCCUUUUUAUCGGUUUCGCCUGGUAUAUAAAUAUUUCAUUUUGAUAGAGAAACAGCGCCUUUAAAUGGCGUGGUGUAGCAUGUGUGUGUAGUUCGAAUUUAUAAGUAUCUACCGAGGCGGCAUCGAGUGGCAAGCGGGCGCGAAUGCUUGGUGCCCCGCGCAGCCACGGAGAAACAAGCCAUUCCAUACGUUGCUGCUGUCCCUCUUCAUGUGUGUGGGCGUGGUGCUUGCUUGGUUGUUUUGACACCGCCGUGCCUUUUCUUGAAAUGUGUGAAAGGGGGACGGUGCUUUCGGCGCGUUGCGUUUGCGUUGCACGUCUUGUGCUUCCACGAGCUUGUUGCCCAUGUGUCUUUGUCGCUUUGUUCAGGAGGGUUGCCGAGUACACACCCCGCAGCAGCGGACGCAGGGUAUUUUUGUCGACUUGGACGGGGAGGCUAGGUGGGCAGGCAGGCAAUCGCGAGGUGUGCUUGUAGUUGACGCCUGCGAAGCCACGCCUGCCUCUCGAUUGUAUUUAUUCGUGUUGAGAGAGAUUCCUCCGCUAGACCCCUCUCCAAGUGACCCGGGGGAACGUCUGGGUCACGGCUGCGAGGAGGGCGGUGUACAUACCAAAGUGGGAGAGUAAAGGCGUAAGUGGAGAAGUGAAGCGGAGAUAGAUGCUAUUACUUGUUCUUGGGAGAAAGAUGGGUCAUGGUGCAGUUGGGCUUGGGUGGGUAUUUGCCGGGGGGUAAUGUUUGUUGACCAUAAUAACGGGAAAGGGUGCUACGCCACGUAAAGUGCGUCGUUCGUUGAUGGUGCGGUGUGGUGCGUUCCCGUCUGCGUGUUGUACGCGUGUAC